Messenger RNA from Magallana angulata, 6472 nucleotides. RefSeq lists its product as uncharacterized. The record is from RefSeq and is a predicted model, not a curated record. Gene Ontology annotation, cellular component: external side of plasma membrane. Lineage: Eukaryota; Metazoa; Mollusca; Bivalvia; Ostreida; Ostreidae. Gene Ontology annotation, molecular function: signaling receptor activity. Bases 2088 to 2678 code for a protein of 196 amino acids. The transcript has 6 exons.
AAAUUGCAAAAUGUCAGACAUUUUAACCAAACAAUCUACAUACAAAUCUAAUUAUAAAGGACACCUAAAUCAUCUUAAAAUAGAAGCAUUAUCAUCAUAUUUCAGCAAUAGAUGUAAGUAUUCAGAGGUGUCUCACGUGAGAACACUUAAGAUUUCAAACCUUACAAUCAUCUUUAGAAAAUUCCUCGAAGAAAUUACUGAGAAAUUGAAAAUGGCCAGUCCUAUCAGUUAAGCUUUAAUACGUAUGUAACCGUUUAAUAUUAUUAUACUUUCAUGUUAAAUACUGAAAUCUGGUUGGUUUAGACGCAGUUGAUAAUCUGUUCUAUUAACCUCAGCGUUAGCAACACACUUAGCAACGGGUAACACAACAAACUGUUACAUGCGUGUAAAUUAUGCGCGUACGGUUCGUCGUGGAAUUCACGUCAUUUUAUGUAUAAAAUCAGUAAAAAAAUCUCUAAAAUUAAGAAAUUCAGUAUAAUAAAAUAAAUAGUGCCUGUUUGGGAGGAUAACAGUUGAAAUUGACACCCCUCGAUAUAGAAUAUGAAUACUUACAUCUAUUGCUUCCAUAACCUCCCAAACAGGCACUAUCUAUAUAUUAUAGUGCAGUUAAAAUAGUUUUUAGAAAGUAAUAACACAUGACGUGAAUAGGUACAUAUCAUACUUGUUCACAUUGAAUUUAGUUUGGUUUGGUUAUUAUUAUAGUCCAGUUAAUAUAAUAAUUUUUCCUGACAAAAUGACUAUCAUAUUAACCAGGGUCCACUGUAUUAUAUAAAGGGGGCCCUCUGUAAAAGAAUGUUUACAUCAUUAAACAUUAACGACCAAGGAUUUUUUUUUUAUUUUCAUCAGGACUUGAUCUGCAAUCUUAUAACUUGAUAUUAUUGCAAGUAUGAAGUUUCAAAACACAUGGUGCCGAUGGUAGUUCAACUAAUAUCAACCAACAAGUUUAACAUUUAGGACAAGGGCUGGGAUAUAAAGGCUAUCUAUUCAUAGAUCAAAGCUUUCUGCUAAAAAAAUAUUUCAUUUAUUGUAACAAGAAAAGAAUUGCUUAAAUUGCCUCAAUCAAGCUUGACCUAAAAUUCUUUUACUUGAAGCUAGAGAAACUAGGCAAACAUAUACAGGCAAACUGUGUGUAUUGGAUAAAAAUAUACCUGCAGCAAUACAAUGUGAUUAACUUAUACACAAUACUGCCUCAUAAAUUAUUACCAUUUUAAUGUGAGAUUAGGAGGAAAUGCCGGGUUUUAAAUUCUUCAUUGUUCAAACAAAAAGUGAAUGUUAAAUUGAUCGAUCUAAAAGAUCAAAUCUAUCAGCAUGUAAAAUCAACAGUUUGGGUCUGAUUAUACUGUACAUUUAUCUUUGUCUGACAGAACGAAAGUUAUCCAAUGAGACAAGAUCAUUGACUAUAAAGAAAUUAUAAUGACUGACCAAAUUUCUGAAUACUUCUAAAAUUUUUACAUCUCUUGGAUAAUUAAUUAGUUAUCCAGGUCUAAUCAAGGCUGUACAGGGAUUUACCCCGGGCUGUAUUCCAUACACCCUGAGGCCGCGGGGUUACAUUUUGACAAAAGAUGUAAACAAAAAAUGCAUUUGUGACGUCACAUUUUAUUUACACUCAGCUUCAGCAGGAGGUAUGGAAAUCUACAUCUGGCUUGUUAACCAAUCAGAUCUCGCGUUAUAUUUAGCGACAUAGGAAAUAAGUUUUCUUACACAGUAAAUGCUUUUCAAUUAAGUUAACAUUUCAGUCCUUAUAAUGGUGACCAAAUGUUCAAUAAUGACUACCAUGUAUAUCUUCCUGGUCGCCUUCACAAACUUUAACUCUUGCAAUGUUUUAAAUGAAAAACUCUCUAUCCCAAUUUUGACUACCGGUAGAAAAUUCACAGUUGAAUGGUGUCUACUAGUUUAAAGGGUUUAAGCCACUACCAGACUGUUAACUUUGUCAACUAUGGUAAACUAAACCAGGAGCAACAAAUCCCAUUUCCCAACGCCCAGUGCAAGUGAUUUUUCCAAUCGGGCAAGUAAAUAAUUGAUGCUGAGUUCUCAUAUGCCGAUAUUGCGGAUUCUUUGAAAGAUCGGACCUGUGCAGCUGUUUCAGGAUGAGAUGUCUAAUCAUAUGCCUUUUGAUUUAUGUUUCACUGACCGAUGUGACAACAGCUGAAAAUUCAGUGGUUGAAUUUUACAUGGAAAAAAGUAGUAACAGAAACCCUUGCACCUAUUUUGAAAAUGAAAGGGUUGCUGUUGGAGUAGAAGGACUAAUUAACUGCACGUGGUAUGCACCAAAUGCCUGCUGCAAGCGCACAGAGGUCACCUCUGUGUUCUCUAGAAUGCCACCCUUAUAUGGAGCCUCUCAGGAAUGCACCAACCAUGUGAACUACAUGAUGUGUUAUUUCUGUGCACCAGAUCAAGUGUAUUGGUAUCACAAAGAUCAAGACAGAAAGGUUCAUGUCUGUAUUGACUUUUGCAAGUCAGUCCAUCAUCACUGCCAAGGAGCCAUGUACGAAGGAACCAGAAUAGGUGAUGUUUACCAGAAUGGAACAUCUUUUUGCGAGGCCCAGAAUUUCCAUGUGAUUGACGGAAAACAGAACUGCUUCAAGUUUGAUCCUGGCGUCUUUGACCCAGCCAACACGAUCUCAGGCUCAGGUCUGUUGGUCCUAGUGUUGAGUUUUAUUACUCUAGGUUUUCAGUAAACUCAAGUAUUUCACUUCAACAUUCCUGUUACUGAAACCUAGGGUAAAGUAGAUUUACUUUAUAAAUUCAUUACCAGGACAGUAACAGCUAACACUCUAACAAUGAAUUUUACACUGAAUUCAAACUUGUUUUCAUUUCUCAGUGUCAUAUUAUAUAAAUAGUGCCUGUUUGGGAGGAUAACUGUUGAAAUUGACACUCUGAGAUACCAUUGUCAACCGACGCGAAGCGGAGGUUGACUGGUUUUUUCGAGGGGUGUCAUUUUCAACAGUUACCCUCCCAAACAGGCACUAUUUAUUUUAUUAUACUGAAUGUCUUAGUUUUAAAGAAAAUUUUACUGCUUUUAUAAAGAAAUGAAGUGACACCAAACCAAUCAGAUUUCAGUAUUUAACAUGAAAGUAUAAUAAAAUGUAUAAUUAUAAUAAUCGAUUUUGUUACCUUUAUAAAAAAUCAAAAAGUACCCUUUCAUAAAAGGACGUUUUUAUACUGUAAACAGUGUUCCAACUCAAAGAAAGAAACUUAUAAUUGGAACAAAAAUUAACAUGUGUUUAACACUAAGCUAAAAAAAAUAAUUAAAUUUAGUUACAGUUGUUUCUAACUUUAGAAUCAAAAUUCGAUGAUUUGAUCCUGCUUGAAAUGUUAAUUGUUAAUGAUGAAAAUAUUGGCACAAAACUUAUUCAUAGGUUUUUUACACCACAACUUGACUUCCGUUAUAUAUUAUAGCACUAAUAGCAGUAUGGCCCUCUUAAUUAAAACAUCAGCUUGUAAUUUAAACUACAUGUAUUGAAUUUGAAUACUGUUGGUGGUUUUUAAAUUGUAACAGAUACUGUGAUAAGAAUUUUUAAAUUUUUUUUUUUAGAAUUAUAAUUGUAAAUUUUGAAAAUUUAUAAAAUUGAAUUUAUAUACUGAAUAUGAUAUACUUUUUAUCCAUAUAAAUAUUUCUCAGUGUCUCAUAAUUACUUAAAAAGUUAAAAAGACUUCUGACAAGGGGUAUGCUGAAAUUGUGAAUAUUUAUUUAUUAUUUUUUUAAAUUUUUUUUUUUUUUUUUUUACAUAUAAUUGAAUUGAAUACUGUGUAUGGGUGUAUUUAUAGAGGAGAACCUUGCAUUAUGAUUGCAAGAUAGUAAGAAAUGUUGCUUGCAUAUUGUACUUACAUAUGAAUAAAAUACAUGUACUGUAAAUUUUAUCAACAACGAACAUACUUGAAAAUUGUUUUGUUUUUUACAUGUGGCAGUUACUUGUAGAUGUACAAUUUGACUGACACGUGGUGCAGAUUUAUUAAUAACCAUGGUAUUGUUAAUUUUUGAUAUAUUUUUUUUUUUGGUUACAUUUUGUUCAUAUAUUUUAUUUGAUAAUUUUUGUAUUUAUUACUGGGAUAUCUUUUAUUUUGAUAUAUUUUUUGUAACAGUUUGUUACUAUAUUUAAUUGAAUAUUUUUUGUAUUUAUAUUGUUUUGAACAUUCCCAAAAAAUUGCCAUAAUUGUGUAAUUAUUUGAUAUAUAUUCCUGUAGUGUGUCAACCUGUGUUGAAUUGUUCUCUACUUCUAUAGUAUUAAUACUAUUAAAUAUAUAGCAUUAUCAUUUUAAAAUAUGCUUACAUGAUUGUAUUUAUAUGGUACAUGUAUUUAUAUAAUGUUGACCAGGUUAAGUAACUCUGCAAUACACAUACAUCUCACCACUAUUUUAAUUUGUAUUUUAAAAGUAUUAACUUUAGCCUAUUAGUCUAUAAAAUAAUAAACAUGUACAGUAGCAUGCAAAAAGUAUAAAUAAAUCAUGUCUGUCUAGUCGGAUUUUGAAGAGAUUUGAAAAGAUGAAUUCAGAUUAAUUUUGAAGUCUUUUGACACUUAUGGAAUAUCUUUUACUAAUACAUAUAAGAUUAAGACAUUUUGAUAAAUUUUAGAUCUUAACUGUACAUAUAAGAUUAGGACAUUUUGAUAAAUUUUAGAUCUUAACUGUAUAUAUGGCUUCUGUAAGAUGCAAAGUUGAGUUGUGAAAAUGCUACAAUGUAUGGCAAAUUUAGGGGUAUCAGUUUAGUCCCUUUGUUACAUGUCAUAGCAAAUAUCAGGAAAUUUAUUAUUUUGGAGAAACUAUAUCUGUUUUUUGUUCUGUAGUAGUUGAAUAAAAAGGAUGUUGAUAUAUAAAGAGCUCAUGAUAUUGUUAUGAACUAAUGACCUUUUAUAAUGAUCGAGGGUUGUAUAGUAUUUUUUGAAGUAUUUAAAAAAAAAAGUUUUCAAAAAAAACCCAGACACAUUGUAAAAUAUGAAUGUACUAUGUCACUAUGUGGAUGUAAAUUCAAAAUUUACAACAUGACAAAGUAUGUGAAUUUUAAAUUUACCUUGUGGGUGUGAAUACCAGGUAUGACGUUUUCGUAUUGUAAAAACCCACCCAGUAAAUUCAAAAUUUACAACAUGACAUAUUUCUAAAAAUUUCUGAAUACUUCACAAAAGUAUUAAAUGAUAUCAAACACGUCACAAUUUGUCUAACUUUUAUUAGAUACAUGUAUUAUGUAAAUAAUUGGUACAAAACAAUACAACCAACAAUUUCAUAGAUCAACCAUAGAAAAUUCAACAAGACUGUCAGACAAUCAAGUACAUGCUAUUUAAAAAUUCAUUAUAUUUAUCAUAUUAAAAGAUAUUGUCACGCUACAAAAGAAGUAUUUUAUAAUGAUCAAGUUUAAUACAUAUGAAGUCAAGCCAUUUUUGGGAGUUGAUUUUUAAUCAACUCUCCUAUGCAGUCACGCGGACAAACCGAAAGUGAAACAGUGUUUGGACCUCAGCACAAAUCAUUGCUCCUGACAAGACUUAGUUCUUGAAAAUAAUUGAUGAAUUCGAUGUAAUGUAUGCUAAAGCAUUGUUUUUCAAGGAAACUUAUUUACAAAUACUUUAAAAAUAGUCAGAUUUUAAAUGGUUCGAACAAUUUAAAUAUUUUUGUAGUCGUAUGUAUUCCUACACCAGAGUUCAAUAUAGUCUCGUUCAACUCGACGCCCGGCUGUCUCCGUAAACCCUUGUCGGUGUCAGCCGAGCGUUUGGUUGAACGAGACUAGAGUUAAAUAUUGCUUGGAUCCAAACAAUUUUCGAGAAAUAUUUCUACCACUGAUACAUAGUUUGAUUGAAUUAAUUUUAUCUUUAAAUAUUAUUUAACAUGGUUCAUAUGGAGGUUUCUCGACAUUCUAGUCGAAAAAGUUCAAAAAUUCAUAUUAUAAAAAUAUGCGUAAUUCAAAUUACAAACUACGUAUACAUGUACUUGUCAUGCAAAAUAACAUAUCAUUGAUUUUAAAAUAAAUAAACAUCGACAAAAUCAACUCCCGUCAGUUCUUCAGUACUUUGAUUUAGAGUUUAGGACACAGAUGUAUCAGUAAUGAUGAAUAUAUUGUUGUUAAUAUGGAUACUAAUAUCAUAAAAAAAAUUGCACCAGACAAUACAUGUACAUCUGUGUAUUAAUGGGACUAAAACAAUGUCAACAUAUUAUAAAAAAAAAUCCAUUGUCAAUUGAAAGAGAAAAUUAUGGAAAUACUUUCUUUUAAAAUAGUAAACAACUCAAACUAUCUAAAUUAAAACACCAACAUAUUCAUGUUUGUAGUGCAGUUUCAGAUGAUGGUGCAAUCUCUGUUUGAUUUGUAAAAAUUGGUUACCAUUUAUUACUGCUUUUGUUUCUGAAUUAUUGUACAAUACAUGUAUAUGUACCUGCUGUUUUUAUAAACAUGUAUUGGAAUACAUGUAUUUAUACUGCAGUUUAUUCUAAUACUGUUAUAUAAUAUUUUCACAGUCUGAUUUUUUUUUAUGUCUUUGGUAUAAAAAGU